UUCGGACGGGGUUCAAAGCGGCAGCAUGGAGGCGCACGGGAGUGCGCUGAGGAACCAAAUUCCCUGCCACCAAAGCGUUGCCCGGGUAGCGCGUGGAACCCUGCCCCCGGCGCGAAGCGUCCUGCAGAAGGCGGGGCUGCCCCAAACCACCCCAGCACCAUUGCUCUCUUCCGGGCCGCCAGGAAGAUGAGCAGCCAGCCCGGCGAGGCGACGACCUUCGCGGAGCUCGUGGUCAUCCACGCCAGCGACCACGGCGCGGCCACGGGCAGCGCCGACGCGCGCGGCUGGCGGCCGGCCAUGGAGGACGCCGUCGUCGUCUCCCGCGACGCGGUGCCCGGCGCCGUGACGCUGGCCGUUUUUGAUGGGCACGGCGGCGUCGACGUCGCGAAAGCCGGCGCCGCGGCGCUCGGGCCGAAGCUCAAGGAAUUGUCAAAGAGCCUGCCGCCCUCGGAGUACCUGGCCUCGGUCUUUCCUUUAAUUGACUUCGCCAUCAAGGAAAAGGACGGCGCGAAGUUCGAGGCCAUGGGGUCGACGGCCGUCUGCGUCGUCGUCACGGCCGACGAGAUCGCCUGCGGCUGGCUCGGCGACUCGAAGGCGCUGCUGGGCACGGCCCAGAGCGUCGAGGCGCUGAGCACGGACCACAAGCCCACGGACGCCGGCGAGAAGGCGCGCAUCGCCGCCGCGGACGGCCACGUGCUGCGCGGCCGCGUCAACGGCGUGCUCGCCGUCUCGCGGGCGCUCGGCGACUACCUCUACAAGCAGAAGGCCGGCGCGCCGCCCGAGGGGCAGCUCGUGAGCUGCGCGCCGGACGUGACGACGCGGAAGCGCGAUCCCGGCGGCGACGAUUUCCUGGUGUUGGCCUGCGACGGCCUCUGGGAGAAGAUGACAAUCGAGCAGGCAAGGGCACUGGUGCGGUGUGCCUGGCAGAUGGGGUACAAGGGGCCGUCCGACUUGGCGAAGCGCCUCGUGGAGUACGCGCUCAUGGCCGGGAGCACGGACAACAUCACGUGCGUCGUCCACGUCCUCGACUCGAAGCGGCUCGAUCUGCUCUCGGAGGCGGACGCUCGGGCGGGCUGCGAGGCUGCUGAAAUAUGCUAUCCCGCGUGCUGUUGCGUCCGCGCCGUGCUGCCCCUGCGGCGGCGGGACGUGCAACAGUACGACGAUGGGCGCAUGGCAUCUCUAUUGGAUGCGGUGGGCUUGGGCCGCCACGCGCCCGCCUUCGCCGCGCAGCAGGUGAACGGCGAAUGCUUCGUCGAGGUCGUCGAGCGCGAGUUCGUCGAGGACCUGGACAUGCCCGCCGGCGACGCGGCCUUCCUCGCGCUCUGCAACGAGUGGUGGGAGCGCACGGCCGCCUGGCCCUGA
This is a messenger RNA of Pelagomonas calceolata, 1362 nucleotides long. NCBI's taxonomy places the organism in Eukaryota, Pelagophyceae, Pelagomonadales, Pelagomonadaceae. The record is from the annotation of a GenBank genome assembly.